Molecule: messenger RNA, 225 nt
Organism: Spirometra erinaceieuropaei
Lineage: Eukaryota; Metazoa; Platyhelminthes; Cestoda; Diphyllobothriidea; Diphyllobothriidae
Source: the annotation of a GenBank genome assembly
AUGAACUUCCAAUCGCGCGUAUCCACAACAACCGUCCGCGAACUUCUCUUCGCCGACGACUGCGCCCUGAACACCACCUCCGAAGCGGAGAUGCAACGCAGCAUCGACCUGUUCUCCGCCGCCUGCGAGAACUUCGGUCUGAUCAUUAGCACGCAGAAGACGGUGGUGAUGCACCAACCUCCGCCCAACUCAGCCACAGCCCCAACGCGCCGCAAAUCCGCGUGA